Messenger RNA from Cydia strobilella, 3689 nucleotides. Its product is annotated as PR domain zinc finger protein 5-like. The transcript is spliced from 2 exons. Lineage: Eukaryota; Metazoa; Arthropoda; Insecta; Lepidoptera; Tortricidae. Gene Ontology annotation, cellular component: nucleus. Gene Ontology annotation, molecular function: DNA-binding transcription factor activity, RNA polymerase II-specific; sequence-specific DNA binding. The record is from RefSeq and is a predicted model, not a curated record. The coding region runs from base 324 to 2597 and encodes 757 amino acids. Gene Ontology annotation, biological process: regulation of transcription by RNA polymerase II.
GUGGAUUUUAUUUUACAGAUAUUUCUGAUAUUUAUACUUUAUACCCAAAACUGAUUAAUAUAAGCUGACCAAAGCGCGUAUUUAUGCGUGUGAUCUGCUCCCGUUACAAUACAGCCAUCUGUAUUUCUGUUUUAAAUGUAUAUUCUACUUUGAAAGGGACAAUAGAAGUUACCCAAACGGAUUAUAAAUGUUACAUUCAAUGUACCUUGUAAGAAACAUUGCAACAUCAUGUUCAUCACUGCAACCAAGACUGAUUACUAAUAAAACAAUGUGCUUAUACAUGAAAGACAAAAGGCAGCUACUUUAAUGGUAAAACUUUUAAAAUGGCAGAAUAUGUCUGCGAUUACUGCACCCGUACCUUCACCAGAAAAUACAACCUUGAAACACAUAUAGAGAACUGCCACGUUAACUCCACAUGCUACUGCGAGAUCUGCGACACGAGGUUCGGAAGCCCGGCCGGCCUCCAGCUCCACUUCAGCCGAGGACACAAUCGCUUCCUACAGCCUUACCCCGAAUGCGACAUCUGCGGACGAAUCUUCACUAGAAAACAAAAUGUUGUCUCACACAUGGUCACCGUUCACCUCCAAGGCAUCGGGCCUCAGAUACAGUGCCCCACUUGUGGCAAGACAUUCACAACGGAAAGGAACUUAAAGAGACAUGUUAACCAGUUACAUAACCCCGAUGUUCAAUACCCAACCUGUGACUACUGCAAAAGAUCCUUUAAAGGCAAACACUCCCUCUUAGCUCACAUACAGGCAACUCAUAACAUUUUAAAAGGAAUUAUCAAAUGUCAUCUAUGUGAAAAAGUUUACACAAAUAAUAGAAAUCUGAAGCGACAUAUAGAAAUGUAUCAUGGAGAAAAAGGCGAGUUCAGAUGUACGCUGUGCCCUAAAGUUUACACAUCGAAUCAAAGCUUGCGUCGGCACGCCAGAACCAGGCAUAAUACAGACCAGGAAUAUAAAGGGGACUAUAACAUGGAACAAGACACUGCAGAUUAUUAUAACUAUGACUUUAAAGUGCAGCUUCAAGAAUUCAAUUGCGAAUAUUGCGAACAAUUUUUUGAAGACGAACCUACUUUACGCCGGCAUGUCAAAUCUGAUCAUGCUUUUAAACUGUUCUAUGAGUACUGCAGAAAUUCCUUGCUAAAACAGAUGGGGAAGAGUGAGAAAGAAAGCUUUUAUAAUUGCGAGAAUUGUAAUAGUGUGUUUAACUCUGUCUAUGAACUUAAAGACCACAUGAGAACCAGUCAUGAUAGAGAAUAUUCGCUAUCAACCUGUAAUGUUUGCUUCUCAAAGUUUUACAGCAAAGAAACCAUGUUUGAGCACAAAAAGGUUUGCCUGCCACCGCCUAAUGUAAACAACUGCAACUAUUGCGACAAAUUAUUUACAGAUAUCUCAAGUCUAGAGUUUCAUAUCAGGAUUUUUCAUCCCCAAGCCCAAAUAGCUGACAAUGAUGUGUCUUCUACCAACCCGGAAGAUACUGAGGCUGGUUUUAAAUGUCCUCACUGCGAUAGGAUGUAUUACAGUGACCGCUCUUUAAAGCACCAUAUGAAACUCAAACAUACUACUGAUGAAGUUGUAGCUUGCGGAUUAUGUGGAAAAAUCUGUAAUAACAAAUAUUAUUUGGCAUCCCACAUCAAAAUUGUACACAACAAUGACUCCUGGUCCAAAUGUGACUAUUGUGAGAAACAAUUUAAAUCUAAAAGGAAUAUUCGUCGCCACAUUGAGUAUACACAUUUAGGCAUGCAGCGCUACAAAUGCAUCGAAUGUGAGACGCUUUUUAAAGAGAAACGGAGCCUCAGAAAGCAUGUUCGGACUAAGCAUCCCAAUUCUACAGUAUUCCCGCAGUGUCAUAUCUGUUACAGGCGCUUCGAAUCCGCAAAAUCCUGUAAGAUUCAUCUCAAGCUACUUCACUCCUUCAACAUGAACACAUACCCCUGCGAUCGUUGCUCUGUAUCCUUCAGUUCCAAUGAAGCGUUAUCAAUCCAUCUCCAGACGAAACACUUAGCUAAAGACCAGAUCUUCAAAUGCGAACCAUGUAACCUAGUCUUCGCGGGACAGGAAAAAUUUGAACAACACAAAGAAAUAUUUCACGUAAUACCGAACGUAACGCAAAAGAUUUUACCCUGCUGCAUAUUAUGUAUGAAGGAUUUCAGUACACGAAAAACUUUAAAGCGGCAUAUUAAGAAGUUCCAUAACGAUUUUGAUGCAGAAGAACUAGCAACAUAUGGCUCUAAGAAACGCAUGUUCAAUAUAGAAUGUGAGGAAUGUAUACAGAAUUUCAACAACGAUUUUUACUUAGAUAUAUAUCAGAAACUUAAGCAUUUGAAAGAUUCUAUUGUUUUUAAGUGCGAGAGCUGUUCAUCAUCUUAUAACUGCUUGGAAUAUUCUAUACAGAGGCAUAAGACGACUAAUAUGGCCGCAUGUAAGGGUAAGAUGAUUUUAAGUGAGUUGUGUACUGCGGUGAUGAGCGACGAGGCGUCUAAUAGUGCUCGGGUGGAGUCGGUGGAAGCAGAGAGCACUACAGGAGAUAUAAAUAUAAAGGAAGAGCCUAUGGAGGUAGAAGAUAUUGUAAAGACUGAACCUAUGUCGCCAUGAAUAUAAAAUACAUUAUUAUAAUCAGGGCAAACGCAACCAAGUUUAAUUUUUAGGAUUCCGUACCCAAAGGGGAAAAACGGGACCCUAUUACUAAGACUCCGCUGUCCGUCGGUCUGUCUGUCACCAGGCUGUAUCUCAUGAACCGUGAUAGCUAUACAGUUGAAAUUUUCACAGAUGAUUUAUUUCUGUUGCCGCUAUAACAACAAAUACUAAAAAGUACGGAACCCUCGGUGCGCGAGUCCGACUCGCAAUUGGCCGGUUUUUUUAUUUUAUUGUAUUUUAAUUUUAACUCUUAUUUCUACCUUAUUGUUCUAUGGACUUUUGUCUGAAUUAAAUUAAAAAAAAAUUAUUUUAUUUGAGUAGAGGUAAGAAUUUUUAUGCUUACAUAAACCAACAUUGCAUAAAAAUAUGUAACAAAGUUAUAUUGACUGUAUCUCAAAAACCUAGUUACUUAAGGCAAUAAUUAUAGUAAUCAUAUUACAUAAAUUAAGUUGGAAUAUAUGUAAGAUCAACAUAUUUUUGUUUACAUUUCAUAUUUUUAAUUUCAUAUAUUCUCAUUUUCAUCUUACAAUCAGAGACGAGUUAAGAAUAAAGUCAUGUAAGUUGUAAAGUCUACAUAAACCCGCUUUCUUUGCGAUAGAAGAUCGAGGGUUUUCUGAAUGUUUAAGAGUUUUUAACACCUUCCUGAAUUUAGUAACUGUCGAGCGAUACGGCGAUACGUAGAAGUGAUAUGGUUAUAUCUCUAUCGUAUCUCACGUAAUGCGGCGUCCCUUUUUUAUGCAGAUCCUUUUUUUCUUAGAAGUCUUUAUUAUUUACACGUCUUUGUAAAAUGUAAGUAAGUAUUAGGGUACCAUAAGUAUUAUAAUUUUGUAUGUGUAGUAUUUAAGAAGGCAGGUACAAUUACGUCUAUAGAUAUACAAACAUCAGACACCGUGGGCGCUAAUAACCCUACCGAUUUUAAGAGUCGCACGAACCCGCCGCUCUUAUACAAUGGGGUUGACCGGUGGAAGUAUUUUACAGAUGGCACCAGCAUAGGUUUUACCUGUCAAUCCUACGAAUAGUAACGUAAUGUCAUUCUUGUUUUUAUUGGAA